Messenger RNA from Zootoca vivipara (common lizard), 960 nucleotides. RefSeq names its product zymogen granule membrane protein 16. NCBI's taxonomy places the organism in Eukaryota, Metazoa, Chordata, Lepidosauria, Squamata, Lacertidae. The record is from RefSeq and is a predicted model, not a curated record.
UUAAACCUCCAGACCUUCCCCUUUUCAUCUUCCAAGAUGUCGGUGUCCAUUCUCCUGAGCCUCCUCCUCUGGGAUGUUGUGUCUGGUAGUCCAGCCCAGGCAAGUUCCUCGUCUUACUCCGGAGAAUAUGGUGGCAGCAGUGGGGAACAUUUUGACCAGUCCAGCAACCAGCUGGAUGGCCCCAUAACAGCUCUGAGGAUCCAGGCAAACAACAAGUAUAUACUGAGCAUUCAGGUUCGCUACGGCAGCCUGUGGUCCAGGAUUGAAGGGAACCCCUCGGGGAGCAAGUCCGUGAUGCCGCUGUUUCCUGGAGAAGGCAUCGUGCAAGUCUUGGGCCGCUUUGGAAGCUUUGUGGAGUAUAUUGCCUUCCGCACCAACCUCGGCCGUGUCUUUGACUACGGGGAUGGCUCUGGUUUGGGGGUUGCCUUUGACGCUGAGCCUUUGUUCCCAAACACCGUCCUGCGCUACAUCAGUGGCCGCUCUGGGCCUUUGGUCAGCGCUGUCGGGUUCCACUGGGACAAAGAAGAAGGAAUUGGAGGGUGGGAUCAAUCCACCCUCGCCCCACACCAAGAAUAACAGCUCAAAGGACUAACUCUAAUCGAUCUGCCUUCAACGUCUCCGUGGAUAUCAAAAAAAGCAGCCAAGUUCUCUUGCCUUCCUUGGAGGGAUUAUGGGAGAAGGUAAAGCUGGAAGUCAAGAGAAUUGGAAGUGAAGUGGCAAGGAGGGUCAUGCUAUAUCUAUCUAUAUAAAUGCAUAGAACACAUCAACCAAAAAGGAAGAAGGAAAGAGAGCCACCACAUUACAUAUGGUUUUUCUCCCUUCUUAUAACAGGGCUAUAUUAUUCAACAUUAGUAUCCUAUCCAUUAUGGAGCAUAUCGUGUCCCUGUUUUUGUCUCAUCCCAUUGUGUCCAUGCAUUGAUAGCGGUUGCCAGUCAUGUUCCUUAUCAGCUAUGUACACAA